AUGGUUCCACAGGUGGCAAAACUGUGGGCGACAGUGCUUCUACUCGCCACGCUGCACAACUGUGCCAGCGCGGAAGUGAGCGUACAGCAAUCGCCGGGGAAAAGUUCGUGCCUGUCCAAUGCCGGUGCCAUUUUCGACGCACCUCCGAUACAGUGCCGACCGCUGGUUGCCUGCAACAGUGAGGCGAUGACGCAAAGCUACUUCGCCCACUAUCAACGGUGUCGAGCUAACGAGACCGCGCGGCUUGGCGAGCGGGAACAAUUCUUAUUUCGCAUCAACUACUGGCAGGGUGAUCACGUGUUCCUGUACGGUUUGCUCGAGAAGGCACACGAACCGCAUCAGCUUGUGGUGGACGCGGAACACCUAACGCAACGGGGCACUGGCGUGAUACCCGACCUCAACCGGAAGCUGCUCAUCUACAGCAUCGAGGCGGGUCGCAUCGAGGAUGCGCUGCUGCUCUACCUCACGACGAAAAACCAAUGGACGAUGCAGCAGAUAGUGGACGCGAUCGGAAAUCAUCCCGACUUCAAGGUAACCGAGGCGGUUGGCCUGCACAUGGUACAGUUCGCGCGCGGGCUACCGCUGAAAAGCAGCAGAGUGGAGUUCUACAAAGCCCUGGUGCCGUUAGUGCGCCGGCAUAAGCUUUCCUCUUCGUACGUCACCCUGCUGUACGCCGCAGAUGCGGUUGGGCUGUAUACCGAGGAGAACAAGGGAGUAAAGAAGGAGUUCGUUACCGAUCCUUUAACCGUCAUAAUCCACCGUCUGCGCAAGGAGCUCCAAAAUCUGCAAUUCGAUUACAAUGUAUGGAUAGCGAACACAUAUCCACGCUACUACACCUUUUUCCAGGAGACGAUCUUCUCCUUUGCCGAAGAGGUAUGGAAAAAGCUUGAAAAACGUCGCCUCUUCGAGAUAACGAGCAUGUUCCACGCGAAAGGACACCGUUUUACGGCGAUUGGGCAGUUCCAAAAGUACGCAAGAUUCGACCAACGAGACAAACAUGCACUGCAGACAUAUCUGCCCACGCUAGCGCUAGAGCUGGACAAAUUGAUGCUAAAAGUGCAACAGACCGGCAAUCACAAACACGAACUGGAUCGCAUUCAAAUAUUGAAAAACAACUUCAGAAUAGGGUAUUACGAACGUAAAGACAUCUACCACACCUACAUAAACACCAUCAAAUCUAACGGCAAGUUCGGCAAACGGCGUAUGGAAAUGGAAAAGAUAGGAUGAGCGAUGAUUGUGUGGUGAGGGCGUUACGAACUAAAUACAGAUACUGGGCUCUAAU
Messenger RNA from Anopheles moucheti, 1282 nucleotides. RefSeq lists its product as uncharacterized. The transcript has a single exon. The record is from RefSeq and is a predicted model, not a curated record. Bases 1 to 1227 code for a protein of 408 amino acids. Lineage: Eukaryota; Metazoa; Arthropoda; Insecta; Diptera; Culicidae.